AUGGAAGCAUCACCCAGCAAGAGGCGUGUCUUGGGCUCCCUGGACCCCAACGCGUCAUCCCCCAGGCCUCAACUGGGACUCAAGCAACUGAAGUCCCCACACCACAACGCGCCCGGAUCUCCCCUCAAGCGGCCUGCGGAACCCUCGCCUGGGCCGCAACCCAAGAAGAUACAACUCACGAUGGAAGCAAGAACCGAGCUUCAAUCGGGCAAAAAGGCCGGCAUCGAAGAGAAGGCCCAGCAUCUGCAUGAAAUGCCGGCGAACGCCGAACAACCAGACACGGAUCCCUCCCAGCAGUCCCCCAGACCAUCUGAUAGGCAUCGAUCCGCGUCGCCGGCAGCGUCUUCACUCUUCGACUCUUCCGGGCUUGACAACACCCAAGCAACCGCGAUGACCGAUCCCGACGUCGACACCGCGAUUCCCGCAAUCACUCCCGCAGUAGCAGCACUCGCUGCCCUUGCUCGACCGCCGACACGUCCACGACUGACGCGCGAGGAGGCCAAAGAGAAAGCCGAGAUCCUCCGUCUGCGGCUCGGCCUCGCCAACUACAAGCUGCGCACCGGUCAGACAGACGUACCGCUGGAGCAGCUGCAGGUGCGGCCUCUGCCUGGCAUGACGCCAAGGGCCGUGCAUACCACCUCCGCCGCCUCUGCUGCCGCGGACCGGCCCGCCAGGAGGCCCCUACCUGGCGCUCCUGUUAGGAGGAGAAGCGAGGAGGGGCUCGGCGCGGGCUCGUCCCAGUCGUCCCAGUCGAGCAGCCAGGGCAGCUCCAAGGGGGAGGAGGAUGAGGAAGUGGAGGGCCCGGGUGGGUCACGACGCCGGGUGCCGUCGCCCGAGGAGCGGCCCAGCCUGCCGCGCCUGCCGGCCCAGUCGGCGGUAAAAACGCCGAGGGGGCGGCGGCACCUCGAGCUAGACGAGGGGGCGGACGCGGAGAGGCUGACCAGCAGCGCCCUGCGCGGCGGGGCGGCCAAUGGGCUGCUGAGCCUGGCGAGAGGUUAG
Messenger RNA from Phialemonium atrogriseum, 999 nucleotides. RefSeq lists its product as uncharacterized. Bases 1 to 999 code for a protein of 332 amino acids. The transcript has 3 exons. The record is from RefSeq and is a predicted model, not a curated record. NCBI's taxonomy places the organism in Eukaryota, Fungi, Ascomycota, Sordariomycetes, Cephalothecales, Cephalothecaceae.